AUCAUCGCGAUAGUUUGACCUCAGUGGCGGCCCCCUGUCUUCAGUCCGGACGGAGUUGUUUCUGACGUUUGAAUGAAAAACAGUGCAAAUUACCUCGACUUUGGACCCAGGAAAUAAUGGCUUCAGCCUUGGAGCAGUUUGUGAACAAUGUGCGGCAGCUCUCCGCUCAAGGCCAGAUGACUCAGCUCUGCGAGUUGAUCAACAAGAGCGGGGAGCUGCUGGCCAAAAACCUGUCCCACCUGGACACGGUUCUGGGGGCUCUGGACAUCCAGGAGCACUCCCUGGGCGUGCUGGCUGUGCUAUUUGUGAAGUUCUCCAUGCCAAACAUCCCUGACUUUGAGACGCUGUUCUCCCAAGUCCAGCUCUUCAUCAGUACCUGCAAUGGAGAGCACAUUAGAUAUGCAACAGACACUUUUGCUGGUCUCUGCCACCAGUUGACAAACGCCCUCGUAGAGCGGAAACAGCCAUUGAGGGGUGUUGUCGUCCUAAAACAGGCAAUAGACAAAAUGCAGAUGAACACAAACCAACUUACCUCAGUUCAUGCAGACCUGUGUCAGCUGUGCUUGUUAGCGAAGUGCUUCAAGCCCGCGCUGCCCUUCUUGGAGUUGGACAUGAUGGACAUCUGUAAGGAGAACGGAGCGUACGACGCAAAGCACUUUUUAUGUUACUACUACUACGGUGGCAUGAUCUACACGGGCCUCAAAAACUUUGAAAGAGCACUGUAUUUUUAUGAACAGGCAAUAACCACUCCAGCCAUGGCAGUGAGCCACAUCAUGUUGGAAGCCUAUAAGAAAUACAUCCUGGUGUCGCUCAUUCUCCACGGCAAAGUGCAGCCACUGCCCAAAUACACCUCUCAGAUCGUGGGGAGGUUCAUCAAGCCGCUGAGCAAUGCAUACCACGAGUUAGCUCAGGUUUACACCACCAACAACCCGGCGGAGCUGCGCGGCGUCGUCAACAAACACAGCGAGCAAUUCACACGAGACAGCAACACGGGGCUGGUGAAGCAGUGCCUCUCCUCUCUCUACAAGAAGAACAUCCAGAGGCUAACCAAGACCUUUCUGACGCUGUCUUUGCAAGACAUGGCGAGCAGAGUUCAGCUGUCCGGCCCUCUGGAGGCGGAGAAAUACGUCUUACACAUGAUUGAAGACGGUGAGAUCUACGCUAGCAUUAACCAAAAGGACGGCAUGGUCUGCUUCCACGACAACCCCGAGAAAUACAACAACCCAGCAAUGCUCCACAAAAUUGACCAAGAGAUGUUGAAAUGUAUAGAGCUGGAUGAGAAACUAAAGUCUAUGGAUCAAGAAAUCACAGUAAACCCACAAUUUGUGCAGAAGAGUAUGGGAUCGCAGGAGGACGAUGUUGGUAGCAAAACAUCCAGUUAUUCCUGAGGACCCUCGGGCGACGGGGAGAGAACGCUGACGCCAGCCAACACGCUCUUCCCGGGAUGAGUUGGAUUUUUUUUAAGGAGGAAAAACAAACAAACAUUCGAUUGCAUAAGGACAUUGGUCAAGGAAAAUCUAAUUGUGUGGAAUGAUGAUGAUUUAAAUUGGGUUAUUGCUUUCUCUUCACAGUGUCGUAAAGGAUAGCAAAUUGUCCUUUUUACGAGGAAAAACAAAAAAAAAAAGAUUACAAUUUUGUCAGUGUUUUAUUUAUCAAUGUUCAGGUCGGAGCGCCACUUUAACAGAAACAACAAUAAUAAAAAAACUGGACUUAUUUGUUCCAAACAUACGUGUGAAUAAUUUCACGGUUCUGCUGCAUGACGGCCGUUUAAAUAAAAAGGGGUACAGCGUGACGAGGAUUGAAAUCUGAUAUACUUUGUAAAGAAUGCAAUGACCGUUCCUCCUGUCACUCCUUUUGGUUAGUAUUUAGACAUCAUCUGUACACAUGGACAUGCCCCUUGACCAAAACCCGGCACAAUGGAAGAGUCGUACACAAUCCCGUGCACUGUUUUGUUUGUGUUUAGUUUGUUCCUAUUCCUUUUUUAGGUUGGAUCCACUAGAGGUCGCUAGAGCACUGUAUAGGAAAAACCGUUUUGACAGCUUGUUAUUACAAGAGGGUGAAGUCAACAAACCAAACUGUCCUGUCAUUUGGGAGCUUGAGCUUUUGCGAUUGUGGAUCUGUUAAUAAUAAAUUGUUUAAGAAUAUA
Molecule: messenger RNA, 2146 nt
Organism: Trematomus bernacchii (emerald rockcod)
Lineage: Eukaryota; Metazoa; Chordata; Actinopteri; Perciformes; Nototheniidae
Gene: cops3
Product: COP9 signalosome subunit 3
Exons: 12
Coding region: 117-1388 (423 amino acids)
Biological process (GO): ubiquitin-dependent protein catabolic process
Cellular component (GO): COP9 signalosome
Source: RefSeq, a predicted model, not a curated record